AAUAAUUACAGAACCCUCCCCUCAGAAAGUAAUAACUAUUUGCCUUGCAGAGUUCACUUAUCUUGCAUGAGAAAAUGUAUGGGGUCCUGAAGUUGACUGGACAUGAUGGUUCUGAUUAAAAUAGUGUCCUGCCUCCUGAUCAUCUCACAACUGACUGAUGCAAGGAAAACUCGAGGUAACAGAGCAGACAAUGAGCCCGGAAAGAGGAUGAAGAUGCUCUAUGAACCUAAAUCAGUCUUCAGGCUCUACACGGAGGGGGAAUAUGAUACAUGCACAGUGGAGCUUUUCCAGCCUCAUACACUGGAUGGUUGUGGUUUCAAUAACAGCCAUCCUCUGGUUAUCAUCAUUCAUGGCUGGUCGAUGGACGGAAUGAUGGAGAGUUGGGUUGCCAGGUUGGCAUCUGCUCUAAAGAGCUCCCAGAGGGGCAUCAAUGUGGUGAUCGCAGAUUGGAUGACUCUAGCACACCAACACUACCCUAUUGCUGCUCAGAACACCCGCAUAGUGGGACAAGAUAUUGCCCACCUGCUGAGGUGGCUAGAGGAUUUCAAACAGCUCCCCGUGGGAAAAGUUCAUUUGAUUGGCUACAGCCUUGGCGCUCAUAUUUCUGGAUUUGCUGGGAGUAACCUAGCGCUGUCUGGGAAAACCUUGGGAAGAAUUACUGGUCUGGAUCCUGCGGGGCCACUGUUUGAGGGAAUGUCCCAUACUGACAGACUCUCACCUGAUGAUGCUACAUUUGUGGAUGCCAUCCAUACAUUUACCCAACAGCGUAUGGGACUGAGUGUGGGCAUCAAACAGCCUGUUGCCCACUUUGAUUUCUACCCCAAUGGAGGAUCAUUUCAACCAGGGUGCCAUCUGCAUGUGCAAAAUAUUUACGCCCAUUUAUCUCAGUAUGGUAUUAUGGGAUUUGAGCAAACAGUAAAGUGUGCCCAUGAACGUGCUGUGCAUCUCUUCAUUGACUCCCUGUUGCACAAAAACAAGCAGAUAAUGGCAUACAAGUGCAGCGACAACACAGCCUUCAAUAAAGGCUUCUGCCUGGACUGCCGAAAGAACCGCUGUAACACUUUGGGUUAUGACAUAAAGAAAGUUCACACUGGCACAAGCAAAAGAUUGUUCCUCAAAACCAGUUCACACAUGCCAUACAAAUUGUACCAUUAUCAAUUCAGGAUCCAGUUCAUCAACCAAAUUGAUAAGAUUGAUCCCUCCCUCACAGUCUCUCUAACAGGAACACUGGGUGAAAGUGAAUAUUUGCCAAUAAAACUCACUGAGGAAAUUUCAGGUAACAAGACUUUAACGUUUCUCAUCACUCUGGAUACUGAUAUUGGUGACCUGAUGAUAAUGCGCUUCAUCUGGGAGGAAAAUCCUAUGUGGGCAAACAUGUGGAGCAAGGUGAAGACGAUGAUGCCUUGGGGAGAAAGGAGCAAGGGACCACAGCUCACUGUGGGGAAGAUUAUGGUGAAAGCUGGAGAGACUCAGCGGAAAACUGUGUUUUGUGCACAGACGGAUGACGGCAUGCAUAUUGAGCCAUCACAGGAGAAGGUGUUCGUUCGCUGUGAGAAGAAGGGUAAGAAGUCACAGCAACAGCGGAGGAUGAUAAAGUACAGCUGAAGUAAACACACCUGAUCACCCAUCAGGACUUAUAAAGCAUCAGCCAUGCUUAAAUUGACAUGUGAUGGGUGAAAACAGAACAAGCUUGAAAUAUAAGUUUUAUGUUUAUGCUUUGUGAUUUAUUCCCCGAUUGUAUGAAUAAUUAAAGACAGAGUAUAGAAAAGUGUUUGUCUCAAACACUUUAUGGAUUUUUCACUUAUUUAAACAACCGCUAUUACAAUUACUAUUAGGAAAUUCAGUUUAACACUGCCAUUCCACAUUUAAGAAAAUUGUUGGCAACCCCUGCCAGAGUCUAUAUGGAGACAAUUAAUAUUUUAUUCUACUGAGGUUGAACCUUAACUAAUUGAAACACAAAUUCACAUCCACACAAGAUUAUUAUGUAAGGUUGAAUUGGUAGGGCCAGUAUCUUGAAGCUUCUAGCACCUCCUUAAAGAGAUUUUAUAAAGUCUUCCAAGUGACUGACUGACUUUUUUCAGUUUCACAGCACCAACUGUUAUCCAUUGAAUCUUUUCCCAUUUCCAUACAUUUAUAAAAAUGGUAACACUAUACAAUAAGGCUAUAUUUGUUAACAUUAUGUAUCAUUAACUAUGAACAAUAUUGUUUUUACAGCACCCAUUAUCUUUCUGUUUUAUAACAUUUUUAUUAAAUAAAUGUAUUAGUAUGGUGAUAUUAUAAUUAACAAAGGUGAUUAAAUGCUGUAAAACCUUUGUUCCUUGUUAGUUCAUGUUAAAGGAAUAGUUCACACAAAAAUGAAAAUUAUUUAAUCAUUUACUCACCAUCAGAUGUAUAUUAAUUUAUUUCUUCGGCAGAACAAAAAUUUUACGAAGAAUAUCUCAAAUCUGUAGGCACAUAAAAUGCAAGUGAAUGGGAAAAAGCACAUAUAGCCACCAUAAAAGUAAUCUAUACGACUCCAGUGGUUUAAUUAAUGUUUUCUGAAGUUGAAACGCUAGGUGUGUGUGAGGAAUAGAUAUCAUUCAACUUUUUUAUUUAUUUUUACAAAAAAUUAAUGAUGGGUCAAAUACACACUGCCUCUGACCUAUGCCUGUUGGCAAGUUCACGCGAGAACUGACGUGUGAAAUCGAAAAAAUAUGAAUGUGCAGUACUGUUUACAACAGAGGCGCAUAGAGAUUCAUACAUAGAUGCCUCAUUCAGCUAGUUUAAAGACGUCAACUGCGGCACCAUCUUGGAACGCUCAUUAAGGAGAGCUGUUUGAAUCGGGUUGAAUACAAGUGAAUGGAGGAGAUGACUCAGUACGAGCUUGCAAACAAGCAUCAUCAUCAUCAUCAUCAUCAUCAUCAAUGCAUUGGUGCACAGAAGUUAUCUUGAAUGUAGAUA
This is a messenger RNA of Xyrauchen texanus (razorback sucker), 2940 nucleotides long. It is a transcript of the gene lipca, whose product is annotated as lipase, hepatic a. Gene Ontology annotation, biological process: lipid metabolic process. Bases 103 to 1605 code for a protein of 500 amino acids. NCBI's taxonomy places the organism in Eukaryota, Metazoa, Chordata, Actinopteri, Cypriniformes, Catostomidae. The transcript has 9 exons. Gene Ontology annotation, molecular function: apolipoprotein binding; triacylglycerol lipase activity. The record is from RefSeq and is a predicted model, not a curated record.